CUGAAUUUAAUCUUGAGGUCCAUUAUUAACAUAAAACCCGUGUUACCAGAGUGAAGUAUGUUCUGACUGCUAUUUGAGAUCAACUGAUUUCUUCGUGUCAAUCUAAAUUGAUCAGCGUACAGGGGGCGGUUUUAACCCAUAACGUUAACUGUCAACUAGCUAGCUAGCUAGUUAACGUUUGUAACUUAGCAUUGCCCUCAUACCGUCUGCCAGGCAAAGGUUCAUCUACAGGUAUCUCUAGUUGAACACCAGUAAACACCAAGGAGCAUUUCAAUGAUUUGAUGACCAUGAGACGCAGCCCAAGGAGACCCCUGAUCCUCAGAAGAAGAAAGUUGCCAUUUCAGAACAAUGAUCGGCCAGCAACUGAAUCAGAAAGUCAAGCAGAUGCGUCAGGUUUCAGAGAACCUUCGAAAUCUGCCAGGCAGUGCUUCCCUGAUGGUAUCCGCAUUAUGGACCACCCUUCCAUGUCUGAUACACAGGUGGUUGUCAUCUCCAAAACAGCAGACCUUCAAAGUGUUAUCGGGGCCCUCACUGCCAAAGGCAAAGAGUGUGGUGUCCAGGGACCAAACAAGUUUAUCCUUCUGAGUGAGAAUAGCAGCUGUGACGAUGAAUCUUUUUGUCAGCCUUCUGCUGGAGGCGAUGGCAUCUCUACAGCUACUCUAAAACCAGUGAAAGCUGAAACCGUUCACAGCUCCCCGGAUGCUAAACCUCUCACUGGAAUUAAAGCAUUGAAUAAGGAGCUGGAGUGUGGCCCUCUAGAUGACAGCCUCACCAAUAUUCAGUGGCUGGGCAGAAUGAACACAUGUGCCUUUGAAUCAGAUACUGCUAAGGUCAACAAGGAGAACCAAAACCCAAAUUCACAGACUUUUCAGGAACCAAAUACACAAAUCGAUGCAGAGGCUGUUCAGCAACCCAUGUCGGAGAGGCCACCAUACUCCUACAUGGCCAUGAUCCAGUUUGCCAUCAACAGUCGGAAGAGCAGGAGGAUGACGCUGAAAGAGAUUUACAUGUGGAUUGAGGACCACUUCCCUUACUUCAGAGAAGUGGCUAAACCAGGAUGGAAGAAUUCCAUUCGCCAUAACCUCUCUCUACACGACAUGUUCAUUCGUGAGACGUCACCAGAUGGUAAAAUUUCUUUCUGGACUAUCCGGCCUGAGGCCAACCGAUGCCUCACUCUUGAUCAGGUGUACAAGCCUGGUUGUGACCCAAUGACUGCUCCAGUUCCGGUGCCAAUGCUUUUAUUUUCCCACCAACAACAGAAGAGGAUGCUUCCUGAUGCAAGAAAAACUCCAACCAGCUCUGAGAGGAGGAUGAAGCCUCUCCUCCCUCGAACCGAUUCCUACUUGGUUCCAAUCCAGCUUCCCGUCACCUCCUCUGUCUACCUGCCGUCCUCAUCGGCCCCGUUUCAUCCUUCUUCUUCGCAGCAGCAGAAACGGAACACUUUGCGUGGAGCCAAGAGAGUGCGGAUAGCUCCUAAGGUGACACAAGGUGACGCCCCAGCUGCGGUAAUGUAUCCUCAGAAGAACAAAGACCUCAAGGUGAAGGAGGAACCGGUAUGUGUCCCAAUUAAAUGCGAGACUCUGAAAGCGCCUCCAAAGAGACAAGCCAGCGGCUCUCGGCGCAAACAGCACUUGGUUCACUCUGUGCACGAAGAGCCCGUCCUUCUCUGCCCUGAUAACACUUUCUUUGACUCUGGCGUAGCCUCGGACGCUUCGGCCUUCCAGGACAUGCGAGACACUGAGCUGGAAGAGCACCAGCAGGAGCAGCACGGCACCAGCACGGAUCGGGAUUUCUCCUUCAAGACCCCCAUCAAAAGUAACAGCCACCUGAGCUCCUCCACGCCCAGCAAGCCGCCUCAUGUCUUACCCGAGCCCUGGAAAGUGACUCCCGUGGGCAAAGGGAGUCAAGAGGUCCUGGACUUCAGCCCCAUUCGCACACCAGGUGGUCCUGCAGUCACACCGCGGCAUGACUACACCACCUUCAGCUUCAACAACACUCCCUUUAAAGACUGGCCUCUGUUCAGCUCCCCCAGAGAGCUGCUCACAUCCGCUCCACCCAGAGUACCGGGACUGACAGACUCUCCCAGAAGCAGCUGCUCCAGAGAGCUGCUUAGGGCAGGGGGCGCUGCAACACCCGCUAACCGCUCGAUCACAGAGGGCCUCGUCCUGGAUACAAUGAACGACAGCCUCAGCAAGAUACUAGUGGACAUUAGCUUCUCUGGUCUGGACGAUGAGGACCUGGGUAUGACCAAUAUCAGCUGGUCCGAGUUCAUCCCUCAAUUUAAGUAACCUGAGGGCCAAAACAUGUCAUUUGUUUCCCAAAACACUAUCAGAUGGAAUGGGGAGAAGUAAAGUAUUGAAGGGAAAAUAAAUGUAAUGACAGGGACACUUGACUUUCAGUUACCAGGUCAAAUUAGCAGGCUGCUCACGUGUCGUCCCUCACAUCAGAUGCUUCUCUCCACCUGUUGUUUUCAUUGGUUCUGUCACUCAUCAGCUGAUGGUUUUUUUGUGUUGCUCUUAUUUCUUUUCGUAGAACUCUUUUCCGGACUGUUUUCUUUUUAUUUAUUUUUUUGAGGGGGAUCAUUUAUCCUACCUGUCGUAUCCGUCUGUACUCUUGAACAAAUCGCUCGAGUAGACAAAUAUGUCUGUAGACAUGUACGUACAUAUACACUUAUGUAUGUUGAUUUGCACAUUUUAAUAUAUAAUUUUUGCUUUGGCAUAUGUAAAUGGAAAGAAAAUAUAUUGCCUGAUAAGCCAGCGAGAUGCGUCCAUGCCGUCUGGUUCGGGCGGCCUCCUGAAAUCGACUUUUAGAUCGCGAGAUUGUUAGCAAUAAACAAUGGCAAAGUAAUACAAAUAGCACUAACAGCAAUAGGAUUGUCUCUGUACAUUAAUCGUAGCAUUGUCUUCACUGCUUGACUUUAUAAAUCCUGCCUUUUCUAUGCAUCGGUAGGCACUUUGUACCUGCAGAGAGUGACAUUUUGCAUGCAGUGGCUCCUCAUAACACCAUAUUUUAAAGUAGUCUUUUGGAGUAAAGUACUGAAUACUUUGGAUCUAUCUAGCACAGGUUCUAUGAGUUUUCAGUGAAGAUGCAAAUGUAGUUUUCUGUAAGCCCAAAUGGAACAUAGGUGAAAAAGUGUUUGGGUACAAACAUCUUUUUUUGCAGCACCAUCUUUGGAGGGCAGAAUGGGAGAUUUUCAGUUCCAUUUGGAUAACCCGUUUUGAAAAUGCCACAGAAUAAUGUAUGGCUUUAAUAAUACCAUCAGGUAUGUUAACAAGUGUAUUUAUGUGCAAGAGAUUUUGCAUUGCAGUGAGCUGAUCUGUUUAGUUAGCGUUGAAUGGCAUGCAAAGAGUGAGAUGUAGUGGUUUCUAGCAAACAGUUUUCAAAGCAUGUGCCUUGUUCUGUUUUCUGAAGUUGGUGUUUCUAUGACUGUACAAUAAAUCAGCUGGCGUUGGCGCCUCAGGCAGCACAAAGGGCUUUUAUUCAUUGUAUUUUAGAUCAUAAGUAUUCUUGAUUAGCUUUGCUCAGCUUACAUUUAAAAAAAAA
This is a messenger RNA of Etheostoma cragini (Arkansas darter), 3543 nucleotides long. RefSeq names its product forkhead box M1 (gene foxm1). Lineage: Eukaryota; Metazoa; Chordata; Actinopteri; Perciformes; Percidae. The record is from RefSeq and is a predicted model, not a curated record. Gene Ontology annotation, molecular function: sequence-specific DNA binding; DNA-binding transcription factor activity. Bases 282 to 2288 code for a protein of 668 amino acids. The transcript is spliced from 9 exons. Gene Ontology annotation, biological process: regulation of DNA-templated transcription; G2/M transition of mitotic cell cycle.